AUGGCAGCUGUAUUGAUACCUGUUGUACUUUUUGCAGGAAGCCCUAUUACAAGUGCAUACGUGGCUCUGCAGUUCUUUAAGUUGGAUGCCAUAGGAUACAAAAGGGGACAUUCUGUUUUAAUUGCAAAAAUAAUCAUUUCUGCACUAGGCUGCUUGAUGCUGGGAACUUUUAUUUAUGUGCUUAUCGUUGAUGGAUCUCCAUUCAAUGCCACUGUAUUAUCAAGGUGCAUGAUUGCAACAACAACCAAUGUCUAUUUCUGUAUUGUCACUGUAGUAGUGUGGAUUGCAUAUAAGGAAUCAAGGUGGAUAAGUGCUUUCUUUUGGAUACUUUCACUUUUAUGUUUUGGAGGGAGUUGUUUUACCUUUCACCUCAGCAACCACUUUCCGCCAUACUUUUCAACAGUAGUAACAAAGACUUGUUGUCAAGUAAUCCACUGUUGA
This is a messenger RNA of Lactuca virosa, 441 nucleotides long. The record is from the annotation of a GenBank genome assembly. Lineage: Eukaryota; Viridiplantae; Streptophyta; Magnoliopsida; Asterales; Asteraceae.